Messenger RNA from Cyprinus carpio (common carp), 1729 nucleotides. RefSeq names its product zinc finger, C4H2 domain containing (gene zc4h2). Lineage: Eukaryota; Metazoa; Chordata; Actinopteri; Cypriniformes; Cyprinidae. Gene Ontology annotation, cellular component: nucleus. Gene Ontology annotation, biological process: positive regulation of neuron differentiation. The record is from RefSeq and is a predicted model, not a curated record.
AGCGUCACCGAGGAUUGUGGGAAAUGUAGUCAGCGCCGUGUUGCUAUUUUCCACAGCUGAAGUCUCACCGUUUCAUAGUCCACCAUGGCGGACGAACAAGAGAUAAUGUGCAAGCUAGAAAACAUCAAAGAAAUAAGGAAUAAGACAAUUCAGAUGGAGAAGAUCAAAUCUCGACUGAGGAGUGAGUUUGAAGCUCUGGAGUCAGAGGAGAAGCACCUGAGAGAGUACAAACAGGAAAUGGAUCUUCUGCUGCAGGAGAAAAUGGCUCAUGUAGAGGAGCUGCGUCUCAUACAUGCUGAUAUUAAUGUGAUGGAAAACACUAUCAAACAGUCUGAAAGUGACUUGAACAAGCUGCUGGAGUCGACCAGACGUCUCCACGAUGAAUACAAGCCACUGAAAGAACACGUGGAUGCCCUGAGGAUGACCCUCGGGUUACAGAGACUCCCCGACCUCAGCCAAGAAGAGGAGAAGCUCUCAUUGGACUACUUUGAAAAGCAAAAGGCUGAGUGGCAGACAGAACCCCAGGAGCCUCCUAUCCCAGAAUCCUUAGCGGCAGCGGCGGCUGCAGCCCAGCAGCUUCAAGCUGCACGAAAACAGGAUGCCAGACAGACAGCGACGUUCCGCCAGCAGCCGCCACCUAUGAAGGCUUGUCUGUCCUGCCACCAGCAAAUCCAUCGGAACGCACCGAUCUGUCCUCUCUGCAAAGCCAAAAGUCGCUCACGCAACCCUAAAAAACCCAAGAGAAAACCCGACGAGUAACAUGCACAGCUACUAACAACCUCAGAGAAAGCCUGACUAACCCACAUAACCCCAACAGAAAACAAUUUACUUACAUAAAUGCAUGCAUGCACAUUUCCACACAUACACACACCGACAGUCGCCAUGAUGCCACACGCUCACUGCUCAUCUAUACACAGUCCUGAAGGAAUGGACCAUCUGCAAUCUGAUAACCUGACCUCUUAUAGUGAUCCUGUAGUUAACCUGUCUUCCUGCUUCAGUGGACAUGAGGUCUCAGUUUUUCAUUUCAUUUUUAUAUCGAUAUUGUGUUUGUACUGUGUCUGCAUUUAGUCCAUAGUGGAUAUGGAUGCUGGUUUAGAAAUAUUGAAGUGUACUAUUCUGUGUGGGGUUUAAUUCUAGUGCAUUAGUUCAAACUAAAUUCUCUAAAGUGGCUUUAAUCAAUAGAACUGUUUGUAUGGUAUUCAGUUAAUGCUUAAACUGAUCUUUAAUCAUUUUAAAACAUUAAUAAUGUUAUGAUUUUGUUUUUUAAUGUUUUUCCAUCAUGAUAACAAUGUUCCUCUUGUAUUAUGUAACGUCAGUGUUCUAGAAUGUCUCGAGGGCCGUACACACAAGAUGUAGAUGGAGAGCACUGAAAUGGAUAAGAACGAGUUUUUAACUUGAAACAAAUACUCUAGAAACAGAGACCAACAAAUAAUGCAGACUAAAUGCAAAAGCAUGUGUGAACAGCCCUUUAGUAGUAGAGUAAUUAUGGAACACAAGUUGAAUGAGAAUUCUAAACCUUCAAACAUUCAAUUUGUGCGAAUGAGCUGUUAUUUGUGUUUUGGAAUUUGACCCAAGGGGCAUUAAGAGCUUGUGAGAAUCUUCAGUAUUGAAUCAUUGUGUUUAUGUCUCAUCUUUUCUGAGAGUCAGUUUUUUAAUAAUUAAAACCUGUGAACUAAUAAGGUGUAAACUUGUGUAACUUUUGUCAAAAUUAAAUUGUAGAAUAAUACAA